UUUCUCGUCAAUAUAUCGGAGUUAACAUCAAAACUGAGUGUAAGGGCGUCGCCUCUCUCUCUCCCUCUCUCCGCCUCACGAAUCCCUAAUGGGUAGGUCGUCUCCCUCCGCGGAUUUCCAUUCCAGACGCCACCAUAACGGCCGAGACAACCGCCGCUACUCGUCGGGAUCAGACGACUAUUCCAACCGCAGCCGUAGCCGUAGUCCCAUCAAUGGCUAUAUAGCCCAUCACCAGGAUUCAGGUCGCCGCCGUCGUUGUUCGGACUCCUACGACCGGCCAGAUUUCAGAACAAGCCCUAGAAGGUUCGGCGAUGGCGACCAUCGCAGGAACAAGAGCCGUGCGUAUCUCGAUCGCGAUUUCAGGGGUAGGCGUGGCGACUAUUCGGAGUCGGACGAGGAGUUGAAGGGUUUGAGCUUCGAGGAGUACCGGAGGCUCAAGCGCCAGAAGCUCAGGAAGAUGUUGAAGAGGUGUAUUUGGAAUUUUACUCCGAGCCCUCCGAGGAACGAGAACGAGAACGAGGAGGAGACGGAGCUGGAAGCAGAGGCAAUUGAAGAGAAGAAUGGUGAAGGUGUGGAGAAAGGCGAUUUGAAAGGUAAAUAUGGUGAAAAAGAGACUACUCAUAGUGCGAGUUCUGGUUCCGAACGAUCGGGGAGUGACUCUGAGGACAGUGAAUCUUACUCGAAUUCUGGGUCCGAGUCGGAUGAUUCUCGGUCGAAAAGGAAAAUAAAGGAUAGGAAGAGGUCAAGUUCUGGGCGGAAACGUGGCAAAUCGUACAGUGAUAGUGAGUCGGAAGAUGAUGAGAGUCAGUCUGACUCGAGUGAUGAUUCUGAAGAACGUAGGGAAAGAAGGAAGCAGGCAGGAAGCAGUCGGCGGAACAAGAGUAGUCGGAGGAGUAGUAGGAAGAAAAGCAGUGGUACGAGGAGGAGGCGGAGGGGUUACAGUGAUUCUGAGGAAAGUGAAAGCGAAGAAAGUGAGGAAUCUGAUGUUAGUCGAUCUUCGGAUGAGCGGGUAAGAUCAAAGAAGAGGCGGGAGCACUCAGCUCCUCGAAGGUCUAAGCGUAGUAACAAGAAGAGAAGAUCUGCAUCAGAUAGUGAGAGUUCAGACUACAAUUCAGAUGUGAGUCCAGACUCUAAAGUUGAUGCAAAAACUAAAUCUAUGGUAGAAGAUGCGAAGAUAAAUGAAGUUAGUAAUGAGGUACUCAAGUUCAAAGAAAUGAUUGAGAUGCAGAAGAAGCCUACUUUGGAUAACGAGCCUGUGGUUGGGCCAAUGCCCUUGCCCAGGGCUGAAGGGCAUAUUAGUUAUGGUGGGGCACUUAGGCCUGGUGAAGGUGAUGCUAUUGCUCAGUAUGUCCAGCAAGGGAAACGUAUUCCACGUAGAGGAGAAGUUGGUCUUUCAGCAGAGGAAAUCCAGAAAUUUGAGUCUCUUGGGUAUGUGAUGAGUGGUAGUAGGCAUCAGAGGAUGAAUGCUAUCCGUAUAAGGAAAGAGAACCAGGUUUAUAGUGCUGAGGACAAGCGGGCAUUGGCAAUGUUUAACUAUGAGGAGAAGGCGAAACGUGAGCACAAGGUUAUGGCUGAUUUGCAGCGGCUAGUGCAACGCCAUAUUGGACAGGAUGUUGGCCCUAGUCAUGAUCCCUUUGCUGCGAAAGCCUCUGAGGGUGUUGAUACUUGAUUCUCAUGUAUGGACACUAUUUUUUGUGUUUUUUCAUGCAUUCUAUUUAAUGCUUGCAGUUUCUGUGCUAGUACUUUAUUCACAUGUUAUAUAAUCAAUGGCAUGGAGCCAACCCUAUGCAUACCA
Messenger RNA from Malania oleifera, 1795 nucleotides. RefSeq lists its product as uncharacterized. Bases 89 to 1669 code for a protein of 526 amino acids. Gene Ontology annotation, molecular function: chromatin binding. The record is from RefSeq and is a predicted model, not a curated record. Lineage: Eukaryota; Viridiplantae; Streptophyta; Magnoliopsida; Santalales; Ximeniaceae. Gene Ontology annotation, cellular component: nucleus. The transcript has a single exon. Gene Ontology annotation, biological process: regulation of gene expression.